Molecule: messenger RNA, 3989 nt
Organism: Ipomoea nil (Japanese morning glory)
Lineage: Eukaryota; Viridiplantae; Streptophyta; Magnoliopsida; Solanales; Convolvulaceae
Exons: 11
Coding region: 180-3719 (1179 amino acids)
Biological process (GO): negative regulation of DNA-templated transcription
Molecular function (GO): transcription corepressor activity; acyltransferase activity, transferring groups other than amino-acyl groups
Source: RefSeq, a predicted model, not a curated record
UUCCUUUCCUUGGAGAUCAAGGAUUGGAUUAGAUUGGAGGGAAUUGGGAAAUAAAUACGGGCUAGUGUUACACUCCGAUUUUCCCUCUUACUGAUUAAUAUACCCUUCCUAAUAUGCAUAUGCGUGCGGCAUUGAUAUUAUCACUUUAAACCCUCUCCAGGAUUGCUAAACCCUCUUCAAUGGCGGCUGACUUUGAACAGCAAGUCAAUAGAGGGGUCAAAAGGAAGAUGGGUGAUCACCAACAUUGCAAACUUUGCGAAGGGCAAAAAGUUGAGGUAAGGAGUUUAGAAGAAGGGUUCCUGGGUUCAUGGCACAGAGGUACAGUGGUUUUGCGGCGAAGAAGAAUGUGUCAUGUGCAAUAUGAUCACCUUCUAUGUGAUAAUGGAUCAGCCAGCUUGGUUGAAGGGGUGCAAAUCAGUUCAAUGAUUGAUGGGGUUAUGCCUGCUGAAGGGGAGUUUGAUAACCAUCGUGGUUGGAUAAGGCCUUUGCCACCUCCACUUGACAUUGGGAAAAGUAGUCUUCAUUAUGGAGAAUGUGUUGAUUCGUUUUAUCGGGAUGCAUGGUGGGAAGGUGUGAUCUUUGACCAUGAAGAUGGUUCAGAGAACCGGAGGAUAUUCUUUCCAGAUAUGGGUGAUGAAAUGACAGUAUGUGUCAACAAGCUGAGAAUCACACGGGACUGGGAUGGGGUUACUGAAGAAUGGAAACCUCGUGGUAAUUGGAUCUUCCUUGAAUUGGUCAAGGAAUUGGAGCAGAAGUAUCCCUUUCUAGUCUCAGUAAGGCAAGUCUGGUUUGAAGUACGGGAGAAGAAUGGUCACAAAAAGGAGUGGAAUUUUCCCAUUAGAGAUUAUUGGAGGGAAUUACUGUCCUUGGUUCAACGUGAAAAUCUUAAGCAUACCAGCAAGCAUUUUUUAAGUUUGUUGAACUCUGCAGAAGGGUUUAUUCAGGAAAGGCAGUCACCUGAAUUUAUUGAUAAAUCUCUUUCCUUGGUACCUAAUUCCGAAGCCUCCAGCAAUGCAGAUGAAACAAGGGUGCUACCUAACGACACUAAGAAUUUGGAUACAUUGAUCAUGCGGAACCUUGAUGAAGUACUAUCCCCAACACCUUCUGUACAAUCAUCUUUACCUCAUACUGCAGGUGGAAUAUGUGGGAUGUUGAUUCCUUUUAAAAAUUCUGAGGUGUCUGGUGAGGAGCUCAAAAACUCGAAAAGGAAAUCCAAAUUGAUGUGGUCUCCCGUUGCCCUUGAUGCCGAGUCUUUCCCUGAAGCAAUUGCAGAGUUCAAAAGGGUGUCUCUGUCGAAUCGUCGACCCCCAUUGGACUUACAUGUGAAAGUAAGGAAACAUCUUUUAUAUUUGGGAUGGAAAGUCGAGUCUGUAUAUGAUGGGAUGAUUAGGUUUCGCUACUUAUCACCUUCUGGAACUGUAUUAAUGUCACUUCCUCAAGUUUGUAAGGAGUUGGAGACAAUGUCAAAAACUCUCUCUGUGGUUCCCGUACAUAACCAAAGAAGUGCUGAGGUUUCAACCUCAUGUUCAUCGAUAGGCAAACAAGAAACAGGCAGAGAACUAUACGAGCCACCUUCUGCAGAAACAAUUAUUGAUUCUGAGUGCUGCCCUCGAGCAGUGAUUAAGUAUGUGCGGGUUAUGGCUCCAAACAGAUUAUCCAAAAAGAAACGGCCAGGAGUUGCUAUACUUGCAGAUAAAGCUAAAAGACAUCUAGUUUUUAGUGACUGGAAAAUCUAUAGUCAGAGGAAGGGAGAUAGGACGGAACUUCGCUAUAUGUCUCCUGCUGGGAAAGUAUUCUACUCGCUUAUAACAGCCUGUGAAUGCUAUAUCAAGGAGAUGAGUGAUGCUCAGCUCACAGGGCAAAGGCAGAUAAGGCAAGUUGGUGAGGACCAUGAACAAUUGCUCAUCGAGUCAGGUGAAAAGUUGAAAACUUCAGGUUAUAGUGGGGGUUCUGGGUGUAGUAAAUCGCGCAAGAAGAGAAAGCUCAAUUUGUAUACAUCCAGGGCUUCAAUUAGAUCAGGAGAUGUUGCAGAUUCUCAUUCUUCAACUCGUGUGCUAAGAUCAUCAAAAAGAGCUAGGCAGGUUGCUUCUUCCUCUCACCAGACACCUCGCAGCAUUUUAUCUUGGUUGAUCGACAAUAAUGUGAUUCUGCCUCGGACAAAAGUACACUAUCGUGGAAGGGAGGAUGACCAUCCAAAGAGGGAGGGGCGGAUAAGUCAUGAUGGAAUAAAAUGUAUUUGCUGCCAGAAAGUUUACGGUCUUAGUACUUUUGCAGCUCAUGCAGGAAGCAGUACUCAUUGCUCUUCAAAAAAUAUCAUUUUGGAAGAUGGGCGCUCAAUACAUGAAUGCCAACGGGAGAUGAAACGGAAAAUUAGUGCAAGGAAGACAGAACUGCAUAUAAAGAAAGGGAGUAAGAGUGACUAUGUAUGUUCUAUCUGUCAUGAUGGUGGUGAACUAAUCCUAUGUGAUCGGUGUCCAUCGGCAUUUCAUAGUAGCUGCCUCGGAUUAAAGGAGCUUCCAGAUGGUGAUUGGUUCUGUCCUUUGUGCUGCUGUAGAAUCUGUUCUCAGACCAUAUUUGAUAAAAACGAAGAUCAUUUUGCAGAUAAUAAUGCUCUCUACUGUAGUCAAUGUGAGCAUCAAUAUCAUGUUGCAUGUAUAAGAAAUAAUGGUCUUCUAAAGCAUCCUAACGGAUAUUGGUUUUGCAAUAAUAAAUGCGAACAGAUAUUUGGGGAUCUUCAUAAGCUUUUGGGAAAACCAAUUCAGUUGGGGACUGAUAACCUUACUUUGACGUUGUUGAAGUACAAUGUUGUAGAUGACGAACAUGCAUUAGAGAAUUAUAGCAAGCUUAAUAUUGCUAUUGAUGUGAUGCAUGAGUGUUUUGAGCCUGUCAAAGAAUCUCGAACUGGGAGGGAUCUCAUGGAAGAUAUUGUUUUUAGUAGAUGGUCUGAACUCAACCGUUUGAAUUUUCAAGGAUUCUAUACUGUGAUUUUGGAGAGAAAUGAAGAAUUGAUUACAGUGGCCACUCUAAGGGUUCAUGGAGACAAGGUAGCUGAGAUCCCACUUGUUGCCACACGUUUUCAAUAUCGUCGACUUGGAAUGUGUCGCAUUUUGAUGAAUGUUCUUGAGAAGAAACUCAGUGAAUUAGGAGUCGAGAAGCUAGUUCUGCCAGCUGCUACUAGCGUGCUAAACACAUGGAUAAGUUCAUUUGGUUUCUCUGUGAUGGAAGAAUCAACGCGACUAGAUCUCUCGGGUUUCAAUAUACUUAAUUUCCAUGGAACAGUCAUGUGCCAGAAACCCUUAGUCAGAACCACCUCCCCUUCCAUGGAAUUAAUUGUCUCAACAGCAGCAGCAGAACCCAACCAACAUAUUUUUGGAGCAGUGGCCAAAAAGGGCAACGCCGAACUGGAUGGGACGACAAGUGCUGUUUCUGAGGUCCUCCAAGCUGAACAAAUCGAUGGAAGUGACAUUAUAGACAAAGGACCAGCAGAAACGCCUGGAGGAACUGGCACCAACGACCACCCGGCUCCCUUAGUUCUUAUGUUGAAAGAAACUCCAGACUUCCCAGCUCAAAAUACUUUGGAUUGCUCAGGUGAAGAAGCGGCUGAUAAAAGGGAGGCCGGAAACAACAACGCUGUUGGUAUAUUCAAAUGCUAUGAGAGGAGGAGAAGAUAUGAGGCUGUGGAAGCCAAUCUGUUGAGAAAGGUGGUGACUGAUGGUUAAGUUAGUUGAAGAAAGUUUUGAUUCUUAAUCUGUAAACAUCUUGUAAAUGGUACAUAGUAGUCUAAGGUGGGGGUGGGGGGGACUAAGCUAGAGCCUAGAGGAGCUGUCUCUAUGUCCAAUAACUCAUGUUUAUGUACAGUUUAAGGUUGUUGUGAUCCUUCAGCUGAUUUUGAUCUUUUUUGUGGGUGUACAAAGGUUUUGGCUGGAGGUACAAGUCAUGAAUCAAGUCUUUGUGGAUUCUCAAAAAUCAGGCUUAGUUUGCACUUUAAA